Molecule: messenger RNA, 6374 nt
Organism: Protopterus annectens (West African lungfish)
Lineage: Eukaryota; Metazoa; Chordata; Ceratodontiformes; Protopteridae
Gene: ANAPC1
Product: anaphase promoting complex subunit 1
Exons: 50
Coding region: 306-6152 (1948 amino acids)
Biological process (GO): metaphase/anaphase transition of mitotic cell cycle; anaphase-promoting complex-dependent catabolic process; protein K11-linked ubiquitination
Cellular component (GO): anaphase-promoting complex
Molecular function (GO): molecular adaptor activity
Source: RefSeq, a predicted model, not a curated record
UGUAACAACCAACCAGGGCUUGGUGUGUCUUUAUUUUCCUGGUUGCCGGAAGAUUGGCUAAUUCAGGAUUUCUAUUCGCGGGAUUUCUUUACUAACUUAAAUAUCUUCAAGCUCUUGGUGCAGAGCUUUGGUACGUGCAGGUUCUCGUGUGUUGUGAAGUCUUAACGGAGAUUUGGAUUGGCACACAUUGCGAUUGGUGUUGACAGCUUGUGUGUCUGCGUGGGAUUGUAGUGAGCAUCCCGCGUGUGUAUCUUCUGGCCGAUUCCCAUUUUCUUUGGCUGCAGAAAUAAUGCGAUCUGGAGCCCAUGUCGAACAUCUAUGAAGAGAAGGCAGCAAUGAUCGCCGCAGGAGAAUUGCUGGAGUAUGUUCCGUUCGGCCGGGACCACUGUAAACACCAUCCGAACGCUUUGAACCUCCAACUUCGGCAGCUGCAACCGGCUUCAGAGCUGUUGUCCUCAGACGGAGCAGCGGGUUUAGUGGGCUGUCUUCGGGAAGUGACAAUACACGAAAAGUUAAAGGAAAGCUGGCAUCUACGAAAAGGGGUUGGUGAGGUUGGUGAAGAUGUAGACUACGAUGAAGAACUUUACACUGCUGGUAAUGUAGUAGUUUGGAGCCGAGGAAGCAAAAGUGAAGCCUCAACAGUGUACAAGGCUUUUACUAUGGACAGUCCUGUUUUACAGGCUUUGUGGUGUAAUUUCAGCAUAACUCAGGAUAAAGGCUGGAAAUCAAAAAGUAAAGAGAAAGUAGAGGAGUCGGUGUGCAUUGUGCAGAGUUCCUCCAUAAAUGUCCACACAGUAGAGGGAAAGGAUUACAUUGCUCCAUUACCAUUUCAGGUAGCACAUGUAUGGCCCUCCAAAUAUGGAUUAUUGUUUGAGCGCUGCAGCUCACCACAUGAGUUUCCACCGAGUCCUCCCAGAGAACCACUGCCAACUAUAUUCAGUAUGCUUCACCCACUUGAUGAGAUAGCACCUCUUGUUUGCAAAUCCAGCAGUUCAUUUGGUGCUUCUCGCGUUCAAUAUGUUGCUGACCAUACUCUACGGAUAGUGUUUACGUCUGCAGAGCCAUCCAUCAUGAUGACAUAUGACAUAGUCCAGUGUUCGCAUGUUGUCUGGACACUUCGUAAAGUGAAACCAGAGGAACAGAAUGUGGUUUUGAAGCUUCCAGAUCAGACAGUAACUCCACAGCAUGUAUCCACCAGCAGUUCCCUUACUGCCCAUCUGCGAAGUGUUUCAAAAGGAGACUCGCCCACUGGGUCUCCAUUUCAAAAUUACUCAUCAAUCCACAGCCAGAGCAGAUCAAUAUCUUCACCAAGUUUGUACUCACGCUCACACUCUCCUUCCAUUUCUAACAUGGCUGCUUUGAGUCGCUCACAUUCUCCUGCCUUGGCAGUGAACUCAUUCUCAGGAGUACAACGAUUCAACUUCUCUACACAUACACCAUCUCCAAAGCGUGCCAGUGCCUCCCAUUCUCCGAAUAGCAGUCUGAGCGACUCCCUCUUGGCACCUGAGACAGAACCUAUUGUUCCAGAACUUUGUAUUGACCAACUUUGGACAGAACCUGUAGCCAGCAUGAGAGAAAAGAAUUCACAAGCUUCCAAGGUGUUUGUAACAACUGAUCUCUGUGGACAGAAAUUUUUGUGUUUCUUGGUUGAGUCCCAGUUUCAGCUAAGCUGUAUUUUUUUUCCCUACCAGAGCAUAGAAACAAUGCUUGUCCUGGAGAGUAAUGGAAGCCUUGUUCUGUAUACAGGCGUUAGCAGAGUGGGAAAAAUAUUUAUUCCGGGACUGCCAGCUCCCUCUCUAACGGUCUCACAUUCUAUGCCACGGCCAAGUACUCCCUUAGAAAACAACAGUACUCCAGCUAAGUCAGUGGUUCGACGCGCUAUGCCGUUGGAUGAGGAUGUUCUGCUGUCUCCUGUUCCAGAACUGAGGGACUCAUCCAAGAUCCAUGAAUCUUCCUACCUUGAUGACUGCACAUUCCAGCAGACUGCAAAUUACAUUCAUGCUGUAAGAGAUAAUGUCCAGAACAGAGUCACUCUUGUGUUGGUAUGCAAACAGUUGCAACAAAGUAUUGAUAUUGAAGGGCAUGAUGUGCCAGAGUCAGCAACAGAGGAGGUACCGACUGAGAAACUUGUGGAGGACCCUGCUGCAAAGGAUGACGUAAAAAAGUGUCUUCAAGCAAUCAAAUACAUUCUUCCCAAAGAGAUAGCGGUGCAGGUUCUCAUUAAAUGGUACAGUACAUACAAUGCUCCUGGAGGACCCUGCUACCACUCAGAAUGGAACAUGUUUGUAACGUGUCUAAUGAAUAUGAUGGGUUAUAACACUGACAGACUGAUGUGGACGCAAAAUCUGAACUAUGAAGGAUCUUUGUCUCCAGUCAUUGCACCUAAGAAAGCUCGACCAUCAGAAGCUGGCUGUGAUGAGGACUGGGAAUACUUACUGAAGUCCGAGUAUCAUCAGAAUGCAGAGUCACACCUACUAGCUAGUGCACUACAUCUAGAUGCUGUAGAAGCUCUACCUGCCAAAGAAGACAUCCCAUGUUGUGUUAGCCUGGACACCUCUGCUAUUCUUUUUCAUCACAUUCCUUCCAUUUUCUUUGUUUUGCACCUAGUUUAUGAGGAGCUGAAACUGGACAACCUAAUGAGAGAAGGAACACGUUCACUUGUAGUCCUACUAUUGCAGUUAGCAAGGGACUUAAAAUUAGAAUCUUACCUGGAUUUCUAUUGGAGAGACUACUGUUCAGUUGUAAAGGCCACCACACAUUCUUGUGUCAUUGAUGAAGCCCAAACAAGCUUCAUGAACCAGCCUCCUUUCUUCACUUGUGAGCCUUCAAGCAUCUAUCAGUGGCUGAGUUGCUGCCUGAGAGGGGAUCUUGUACCACCUUAUCCUUAUUUGCCAGGCAUCUGUGAAAGAAGCAGAUUGGUUAUUCUGAGCUUUGCUUUAUACCUACUGGGCGAUGAAAAGGCAGUUUCUGGUGAUUCGUGUAAAUAUUUACUCCGAAUUUCAGCAGGUCAAAGGAAACAACAAGUGGAACAAGAUACUAGAAGGUGUAGCCUCAGACUAGAAUUGUCUGCUUCAAGUUUAGCUGAAAAAUUGAUAAUUUGGCUUACAGAUACAGGAUUCAGUUUGAGAGAUCUGGAUUCACUUCCAUUUGGAGUUGCUCUUCCAAUAAGAGAUGCCAUAUAUCAGUGUCGAGAACAGCCUUCAUCUGAUUGGCCAGAAACUGUAUUUUUGUUGAUUGGCCGACAAGACCUUACCAAACAAGCAGGUGAAGGAAGCUUGCCAAAGGGAAAAUCGUGCGUUAAUCAGGUGUUGUCCUCUGAUGUCCCAAUGGGAACUGAGACUGAAGAUGAUGAUGAUGGGAUGAGUGACUUGAAUAUGGAAGUUAUGUCUCUGAUAUGGAGUGAAGAUUUACGAGUACAGGAAGUACGAAGACUUCUCCAGAGUUCUCAGCCUGUGCGAGUUAAUGUUGUACAGUUGCCAGAAGUGAGUGACCAUGAGUAUAUCGAGGAAAAAGAAAACCGGUUGCUGCAGUUAUGUCAGCGGACUAUGGCACUUCCAAUAGGACGAGGGAUGUUUACUUUAUUUUCUUCCUAUCCAGUGCCAACAGAACCACUACCUAUACCAAAGUUAAAUUUAACAGGUCGUGCUCCUCCUCGAAACACAACUGUUGACCUUAACAGUGGAAACAUUGAUGUCCCUUUGAAUAUGGCAAGCUGGGCUAGCUUUCACAAUGGUGUAGCAGCUGGACUGAAAAUAGCUCCUGUUUCCCAGAUUGAUUCUGCAUGGAUAGUUUAUAACAAACCCAAAAAUGUGGAGUUAGCCAAUGAGUAUGCAGGUUUUUUGAUGGGCCUUGGACUUAGUGGCCACCUAACCAAGCUGGCUACACUGAAUAUUCAUGACUAUCUCACUAAGGGUCAUGAAAUGACAAGCAUUGGACUACUGCUUGGUGUCUCUGCUGCAAAGCUUAGCACAAUGGAUAUGUCAGUUACUCGUUUGCUGAGUAUACAUAUUCCUGCAUUACUGCCACCUACAUCCACUGAGCUUGAUGUACCCCACAACGUGCAGGUAGCUGCCGUGGUGGGAAUUGGACUUGUGUAUCAAGGAACAGCCCACCGACACAUUGCUGAGGUUCUUCUUGCGGAAAUAGGUCGCCCUCCAGGUCCUGAAAUGGAGUAUUGUACUGACAGAGAGUCAUAUUCAUUGGCUGCUGGUAUGGCUCUGGGCAUGGUUUGUCUUGGGCUUGGCAGUAACAUGAUUGGCAUGUCUGACCUGAAUGUCCCUGAUCAACUGUAUCAGUACAUGGUUGGUGGUCACAAGCACUUCCAUUCUAGAAUCCAGCGAGAAAAACACAAGUCUCCCAGCUAUCAGAUCCGGGAAGGAGACACAAUAAAUGUGGAUGUUACUUGUCCUGGUGCCACUUUGGCUCUAGCCAUGAUUUACCUCAAAACCAACAACAGGUCAGUUUCUGACUGGCUUCGAGCACCUGACACCAUGUACCUACUGGACUUCGUUAAACCAGAAUUUCUUUUACUAAGGACUCUUGCAAGAUGUCUCAUUAUGUGGGAUGAUAUUUUGCCAAAUGCUGAAUGGAUUGAAAGUAACGUGCCGCAGAUCAUAAGAGAGAACAGUGUACCUUUACAAGCAGCAGAAGUGCCAACUUCAGAGGAUCUGAAUUUAGAAACUUUAACCCAAGCACAUGUCUAUAUUAUUGCAGGAGCUUGCUUGGCAUUAGGGUUCCGGUUUGCAGGUUCUGCUAAUUUAGCAGCUUUUAAUUGCUUGUAUAAGUUUGCUAGAGAAUUCAUGAAAUGUACGUCAGGACCAGCUGCAGCUUUGACAGGUCAUUACAACCUGGAAACCUGCCUAAGUGUGGUGCUGAUUUCACUUGCUAUGGUGAUGUCUGGCUCAGGGAAUCUUAAAGUUCUGCAGCUUUGUCGCUUCAUGCACAAGAAGACUGGAGUAGAAAUGAAUUAUGGGUUUCAUAUGGCUCACUAUGUGGCCCUUGGACUUCUCUUUCUUGGAGGAGGAAGGUAUUCCUUGAGCACCUCAAAUUCUGCAAUUGCUGCUUUGCUUUGUGCACUUUAUCCUCAUUUCCCGGUAAACAGUACUGACAACAGAUAUCAUUUUCAAGGUGUUAGGAAUCUCUCUGUUGUUGCUUCAGACCCAAGACUGCUUGCACCUGUGUCUGUAGACUGGCAUCUGGCCUGUUUCCUUCCCCUAGAAAUGCCUCGAUGUGGUACUCAGUGGUAUGAAGAGACAACAGAAGAACUUGUUGCACCUUCCCUGCUGCCUGAACUCUACCUUCUAAAACAGAUUAAAGUGAAGGGGCCAAGGUACUGGGAAAUAGUCCUUGAUCUAAGCAAGGGAACUGAGCAGCUGAAAUCAUUCCUUUCCAGAGAUGGAAUUAUGUAUGUAAAACUCCGUGCUGGACAACUUUCAUACAAGGAAGAUCCUAAGGGAUGGCGUAGCCUCUUGGCUCAGACUGUUGCUUGCAAAAAUUCAGAGGCGUCUGGUUUCAAGCCAGAUGUCAUAUCAUCAUUCACCUCUGAUCCAGCUGUCUUGUCAUUUGCUGAGUACUUCUGCAAGCCAGCGAAGAAUAUUGGGCAGGAAAAGCAGGAAAUCCUGGAUCUGUUUUCCACCAUCCUGUAUGAGUGUGUCACUCAGGAAAAUCCAGAAAUGCUGCCUACUUACAUUGGAAUAGACCAGGCUGUAAGAAGGUUAGGAAGGAAAGAAGCAUCAGAGACGUUCGAACUGUGGCAAAUUAAACUUGUUCUCGAAUUCUACAACUCUCGGAAUCUGCAGGAAAGAUUGCGAAAGAAGUCACAUAAAGGGCUGUUUAUGAAAUCUGAAUUUCUUCCUGUGAUGAAAUGCACAGUUGAUCACAUACUAGACCAGUGGAUUAGUGCUGGUGGUGAUGUUGCAUUGCACCAGUACUUGACAGGGCAGCCUGUUGAAGAAUCGCAGAUGAACACACUGGCUUGUUUUCUGGUGUACCAUUCAGUCCCAACAUUUGGACAAUUGUCAGCUUUUGAACUUGAAGGAACCACAACCUUCUCAGAAAUAAUGCUAAAAUUCAGUCAGCUGAGAGUGCCAGUUCGAGCAUUACUGAGGCUUGCACCUCUGUUUCUUAAGAACCCACAGUUAAUGGUGUAUUGACUGUCCUGAUGGGAUAGGCUUUAUAUGGUGAUGAUAAAACAUACAGUAUUUCUACAUUUGUAUUAUCAGUAAAGAUGAUGAUGAUGAAAGUUGUCAGAGUAUUUAAAAGUUUCUUUUUGAAACUGUUAUGAGUAGUGUGAUCUUAAUGCAAGAAUCUGUUAUGUACUUUUUAUUAUCGACAAUGUAAUUGUCAGACUGAAUGAAAAAUAAAUACAUAUACUU